Messenger RNA from Cordyceps militaris CM01, 651 nucleotides. RefSeq lists its product as uncharacterized. The record is from RefSeq and is a predicted model, not a curated record. Bases 1 to 651 code for a protein of 216 amino acids. The transcript is spliced from 3 exons. Lineage: Eukaryota; Fungi; Ascomycota; Sordariomycetes; Hypocreales; Cordycipitaceae.
AUGGACAGUCCAGCAAGUGAUAUCGAAGGAGUCAUCAAGACGCUCUGCAUGGGCAGCGCCCACGAGCAGGACGCGGCACUGAACAAGUACUUUCUGCCUGACGCCGAGUUUAUCCAUCCCCUGUGCUGGGUCCCGCGCUUCCGCAACAUCGCGAUUCCCUUUUUUGGGAGCAUCGAGUCGCUGUGGCUGGUACAGUGCAUUUACCGCUGGUACAUUACCUUUGCGCCGCGUCUCGACAUUGUCGUCGACUCGACUGCGUUUGACGAGAAGAACAAGCUCUUGUACGCCACGGCGCGACAGAGCUUCCGCAUCUGGUUCUUCCCCAUCUAUGCCGUGACCGUCAAGCUCGUGACGGUGCUCAAGCUGGAGCAGCAGCAGUCGCGACUCGCGCGCGAUGUGAGCGCGGAGCUCGAUGCAGACGCCGGCGACACACCCAACGGGGCGUCGAUGCUCAAGUACUACAUUGCCAGCCAGGAGGACCUGUACCAGAUGAACUACUGCCUCGAGUUUGCGGCGCCGCACGUGGCGGCCCGGCUGUGGACGCUGGUGCAGCUCUUCACGACGGCCGUGUGCGUCGUCUUGUCGGUGCUGACGCUGCCGCUGCACUUUUACCUGAACCCGGACACCAAGCGCCAAAAGGGGAAACAGUAA